CUUUUUUGAAAUAUCGCAGUAUUUUGUAAUACUGACAGAUUUCAUUUUCAGUUUAUAACUGUUAGAAUUAUUAAAUAUGUACAUUUUUUGUUACAGUUUCAUUACUUGAGCUACAUAUUUGAUAUUCUCUUCAAAAUAGAUCAUGGGUAGUAGGCAUUUACAUCAUAUAGGGCAAGUGUAUAAUUUCUAAGCACAAUCUCCUUUAUAGAUAGACAUUUUUGCUUAUUCAAAACAAUUUUGAAAUAAGGGGGGAUAAACACAUUUAUAUGAACGUUUUAACGAACAAAUCAUUUUGAAGUAUAAGGACAGAAAAUGUGUCGGUUCGAUUUUAGUGUGAUAUCUUUAAACAACAUUUCUUAUAUGCUGCAAGGAGUAAAAAGGUAUAUGUUUGAAUACUUUUUAUUUUUGUUUUAACAAAGGCAACUUCAUGUUGAUUUUUUUUUAAACUAAGAGUUCUUUAUCAAGGAAAGUUGUUACAUAACAAUUUGAAUUUACCUUGAUUCUGACCCUUUGAAAUAAGGCAACAAGAAUGACCCAUUUAAGUUAGUUAUCUCUAAUACUGAUGGACGGAAGAACAUCAUGAAAACUGUGUUGGUCUUAUUGCUUUGUAUUUAUAUUUUUACAGGACCGGUAAAAUGUCAGUGUCCGAGCGGAUGGACGAUGAAUGACGAGAGCUGCUACUUUUUGCACACUCACGAUAGAUACGAUUGGGCAGAGUCACAGACAUUUUGCGACGGUCACCACUCUCAUCUUGUGUAUAUAGAAAGCAAAGCUGAAAAUGACUUUCUAAAGGGCAUGAUAAGCCAGAGGCUGAGUAACAGCACAGACCGUAAAGACCAUGUCUGGCUUGGAGCUACAGAUGAAAUAGAGGAAAGAAAGUUUGUAUGGUAUUACAUUGAACAACCGGUGACCUUCACCGACUGGGGACCAAAUGAGCCCAACAGUAACCCGAUAUAUGGGGAUGAGGAUUGUCUGGUAUCCUGGGCACACUAUAACUGGAAGUGGGCAGACCUUAACUGUCAUGCAGUAAAUUAUUUCAUUUGUGAACGACCUGUUGAAAGUGGUUCAGUUGUCGGAUAAUUUGUCGGAACAGUGCAUCUCUUUGUUCUUUAACAGUGCAAAGUUUGUGUAUGACAUGAAAUAAAUUAUACAAUGUU
Molecule: messenger RNA, 1157 nt
Organism: Mercenaria mercenaria
Lineage: Eukaryota; Metazoa; Mollusca; Bivalvia; Venerida; Veneridae
Product: C-type lectin domain family 17, member A-like
Exons: 5
Coding region: 580-1080 (166 amino acids)
Source: RefSeq, a predicted model, not a curated record